CAGUAAAAUAGGUCCGGGUGGAUAUCUGGGUGAAAGGUCUCAGAGAUCCGCACUGAAGGUUCUGUCGUUCCUGUCCUUCUGGGAAACCGGGCUCGGGCUCAGGAGGGUUAGAUUUAGAUCAGGUUCACUUUUUUAAAUAUUUAUUAGGACCUCCAGAAGUUUGUUCGGGAUGUCUAAACAAGCGCAGCCCAUCAGUCCGGGGAAGAAUUUCUUCGCGGGCGGGUUCGGAGGCGUCUGUCUGGUGUUCGCUGGUCACCCGCUGGACACCAUAAAGGUGCGUCUGCAGACUCAGCCCAAGCCAGGACCGGGUCAGACGCCCAUCUACGCUGGAACCUUCGACUGCUUCAAGAAAACCCUCGCCAAGGAGGGGGUUCGGGGUUUGUAUAAAGGUAUGGCCGCUCCCAUUAUCGGAGUCACCCCCAUGUUUGCCGUGUGUUUCUUCGGUUUUGGUCUCGGAAAGAAGUUGCAGCAGAAAAGCCCCGAUGACAUUCUCACGUAUCCUCAGCUGUUUGCAGCCGGGAUGCUCUCAGGUGUGUUCACCACAGCCAUCAUGGCUCCUGGAGAGAGAAUCAAAUGCCUGCUGCAGAUCCAGGCGUCAUCAGGAGAGAUAAAGUAUGCUGGGCCCAUGGACUGUGUGAAGCAGAUCUACAGGGAGAGUGGAAUAAGAGGCAUCUAUAGAGGCACAGCGCUCACACUCAUGAGAGACGUACCGGCCAGUGGAAUGUACUUCAUGACAUACGAGUGGCUGAAGAGCCUCCUCACGCCAGAGGGCAAGAGCCCAAAUGAACUGAGCGUGCCCAGUGUGCUGUUUGCCGGCGGCAUGGCGGGAAUCUUUAACUGGGCUGUCGCUAUUCCGCCUGAUGUUCUCAAAUCCCGAUUCCAGACAGCUCCGGAGGGGAAGUACCCUAACGGUUUUCGGGACGUUCUAAGGGAGCUGAUCAGAGAGGAGGGCGUGGCCUCACUGUAUAAGGGCUUCAACGCGGUCAUGCUCCGAGCGUUCCCCGCUAACGCUGCGUGUUUCCUCGGGUUCGAGGUGGCCAUGAAGUUCCUAAACUGGAUCGCACCGAAUUUGUGAUCUAUAUGAGGGCAUUAGUGAAGAAUGUGAAUCUAGAACACCGCCCCCCAACACCGCCCCCCCAGCACCAAAUCCCCCCAUCCCCCAACCAACAACACAAAUUCUGUGUGUCCUUUGAAAUAACGUUAGUUUUAUUGCGUUUUUGUUUUAUGCUGGAGAGACGUGAUGAUGUGCCUUAUUACACCCGGCUGUGACCUCAAGUCUCUGCUCCUGAGUGUGUGUGUACGUGUUUGAAAGGGAAAGAGUGACGGAAUGAGUGUGUGUGUGUUAGUCUCAGUUCUGUUUAUGUAAAAACUUUAAUUAUAAAUAAUAAUUAUACAUAAUUGUAACAUUUAAUAAUGAUAAUAAUGAUAAUAAUGCUGCCAUGUUCUGAUCAGGUCUGAUUCUGGUCCGUGUCAGUGAAGGUUUUUUUCUGUCAUUGUUUUUUGAUUAUGUGAAAUAAACAGAUAGUUUCCGAUG
Messenger RNA from Clarias gariepinus (North African catfish), 1534 nucleotides. It is a transcript of the gene slc25a20, whose product is annotated as solute carrier family 25 member 20. Gene Ontology annotation, biological process: mitochondrial transport; carnitine transmembrane transport. The coding region runs from base 170 to 1075 and encodes 301 amino acids. Gene Ontology annotation, molecular function: O-acyl-L-carnitine transmembrane transporter activity. NCBI's taxonomy places the organism in Eukaryota, Metazoa, Chordata, Actinopteri, Siluriformes, Clariidae. The transcript is spliced from 9 exons. Gene Ontology annotation, cellular component: mitochondrial envelope. The record is from RefSeq and is a predicted model, not a curated record.